GUGUAAAUCAAACAGAGUAUAAGAUUUCAUCGAUACUAUACAGCUCUUGGCCAACAAAAUCAAGCAUAUCGACUUAUGACAAGUUAUUAAGCAUUCAAUAUUUGAUAUAUGAAUUCUAAAUCAAUAGAAAGAAUAGAAGAAGAAAAGUAAUAGAAAAGAUAAAACUCAAUAGAAGAAAGGUCAUAUUGUACACAUCAAAGGAUAAUGUAUAUCACACCCAAUCAAUACUCGGCUACUUUCAAAGAGAUAAGGCGAAGUUCAACAUCACAUUCAACAUGUAAACUAAUCCUUUUUGUAUCUUGUUUAAAUAUAGAUGCAUUAUGUGCUGCUAAGAUAUUGAGUGUGUUAUUAAGAAAAGAAUUGAUUCAAUACCAAAUGAUACCUGUUGUUGGUUACUCUGAUCUUAAGAGACAUUAUGAAAGGAUAGAUGCGGAUGUAACAAAUGUUAUAUUAAUAGGAUGUGGAGCCAUGUUGGAUCUAGAAACAUUUUUUGAAUUGAAUGUUGAUGAAUUAUUACAUCAAGAUCAUUCUACUGAAAAUAGCGAUGACUUGGAUGUUAAUGAUGAUUUAAAACGAGAUCCUUCAAAGAACUCAAAAAUCAAACUGAAAAGAAAAAUUUAUAUAAUAGAUGGUCAUCGUCCUUGGAAUUUGGAUAACUUAUUCGGUUCAAACAUUGUAGUUUGUUUUGAUGAUGGAUUUGUGGAUGCCAAUUUAACUCAUGAAAAAUCAUCCUAUACAACAUUAGUUGAAAAGUUUGCUGAUAUGGAUGAUGAUGAAGAUUCUUCUUCCUCGGAAGAAGAAGAUGACGAUGACGAAGAAGAUGGAGAUGAGUUUGAAAGUGAGAAAAUAAAGGAAAGUGAAUUCGAUGAUACAGAUGAUGAUGAGGAAAUAAUAUUCAAUUCUCAAGAUUCGGAAGAUACUACUAGUCGAAAACGUAAAAGGCAAGAACAUAGAGUAAAGAAAUUGCGGAAACAGACAAAGAAUGAGAAAUCCCAACAUGAAAAUGUAGUUCAAAACUAUUACAAUCAAGGUACAACCAUAAUCACUGCCAAUUCUAUUACUAUUUAUGCAUUAUUAUCAGCCAUUGGAGAAACCAAUAUUGAAUAUUUAUGGUUAUCUAUAAUUGGUACAUCUUCAUUGGACAAUGAUUAUCCAAAUAUUUAUGACAAGCUUCAACCAUUAUUAAAAGAUGAAGUUUUAAGAUUGAAACCUUCAAAUAACUCAGUAAGUAAUAACAAUGGAGAGAAAACAGCUGAUUCAACAACCUUAAAUAUUGAGUUAGAUUAUCAUUUAUUCUUACUAAGACAUUGGACGUUAUAUGAUUCAUUCUUUUAUUCUCCGCAAGUGAACGCUAAGUUAAAUCUCUGGACUGAAGAAGGGAAGAAAAAACUACAUAAAAUGUUCGCUACUAUGGGAGUGUCAUUAGCUAUGGCUCAACAAAAGUGGCUUUAUAUGGAUGUAAGAGUUAAGAAACAAUUACCAUUUAUAUUCAAUCGAUACUUACCCAAGUAUGGAUUAGAAAGUAUAGUAAGAGAAGGAUUCAUUAGAACCUUUGGAUAUUCUGGUCAAUUAUCCGCCAUGGAAUGUGUUGAGUCAUUAACAGCAUUAUUUGAAGUUCAUAAAAGAUUGUUAGGGGAAAAAAUGGGUAAUAAUAUAGAUAAUAACUCUGAUGACGAAGGUGAUGAUGAAGAUGAUAAUAAUGAAGGUAAUAGAAUUCAAGCUAAAAUCGAAAGAAGAGAAAAAUCAUGGGUCAAUAAUUUUUGGUUAUCAUGGGAUGCAUUGAGUACAGAAACUUCCACUAUAAAUACUAAUAAAACAAUAAGUUCAAAUUUCAAAAAAUCAAAAGGAUUUGAUCUAUUACUUCAAGGAUUGGAUCAUGCUAAAAUUAUUCAACAAGUCGUUUUCAAAACUGGUACUUCGGUUCUUGAUAGAAAAUUAGUCACCAAUUUAAGAUUAUAUCGUUUAUGUGUUCUUGAUGAUGGAUCUAUUCCUGAUUUAGAUAUCUUUAAUAACCCAUUGAUGUUGAAUAAAUUAGGGUCUUGGUUAAUGGAAAACAUCACUGAGUUAUAUAUCAUGGAUUCUAAAUCAUCCUUAAAGCCAUUGGUUGUUGCUAGUUUAGAUGUUUCGAGUGAUACUUAUUUGGUGAUAGGUUUAGCACCAAAAUAUCCAAGAGGAAUGGAUAAUUCUACUAGAUUAAGACUUGCAGCCAAUGGUAAUGGAAAUCUUGAUGCUACAGUAACUACUCGUUUGAACACAUUCAGUGUUGCCUUUCAACAAUUAGCCAAUACUUCGGGUGCAAAAAUCAGAAUUGAUAGUUUUGAUAGUUCAGUUAUAGAGAUUAGAAAGGAUGAUUUACCUCCCUUUUUAGAAAAAUUAACCUUGAGUGGAUUAAUUUGAUUUUAUGCGUACACCAAUUUUGUAAUACUACGUAAACCAUAUUAAAUAGUUAGUUAUAGCUAUAACUAAAUAAAUAUAUAUAUA
Messenger RNA from Scheffersomyces coipomensis, 2481 nucleotides. RefSeq names its product DNA replication initiation factor (gene CDC45). NCBI's taxonomy places the organism in Eukaryota, Fungi, Ascomycota, Pichiomycetes, Serinales, Debaryomycetaceae. The transcript has a single exon. Gene Ontology annotation, biological process: DNA replication initiation; double-strand break repair via break-induced replication; mitotic DNA replication preinitiation complex assembly. The record is from RefSeq and is a predicted model, not a curated record. Gene Ontology annotation, molecular function: chromatin binding; DNA replication origin binding; single-stranded DNA binding. Gene Ontology annotation, cellular component: DNA replication preinitiation complex. The coding region runs from base 205 to 2397 and encodes 730 amino acids.